ACUCUCGCAGAAUAUGUUGACAACCAGCGGGUGACACAAACCUCUUCCCUCAUUCCCAGUAUUGAUCUACUUCUCCGGGCUCUGUCCACAGGUCCAUCACCAGACAAACUCGGUCCUACCCUCCACCUCUCUCACAAUGGCAGAUCGUGUCAAGCAAGUGGCGGCCGAAGAGUCCAAGAAGGUCAAGGAGAUGACUACCGAUGCCAUCAAGUCUCGUGCCUAUCUUUAUCCACUGAAGGGAAUUUUCUAUUUCAUUUCCCACAAAGACCUGUGGAAGCCCUUGACUUCCAAGCUAGCACCGACCCUAACCCUCAGCCUCGGCGUCACCACCUUCAUGUUCCUCGUAGCCUAUGUCCCUCAAGCAGCCAUUAUGGCAUUCACUUCGGGGCCGAUUGCGGCCAUCACGGCCGCUUUAUUGACCCUGAGCGAGAGCUCGACCAUCAUCAACUUGCUGUCCCGAACGUUUUUAAUCGACGAUGCACUGAUUGACACCUUUGAUGGAACCCUGCUUUCAAGAGAAUGUACCAACCUAGUCUCAGAGGGCAGACAGAUCAAAGCUGGGGGGGAUAACAUUGCACGUCUGGGCAAGUUGAUCAAGAAACCGUUUGCCAAGUUUGCACCCAACGCUAUCAUUCGCUAUCUGUUAUAUCUGCCACUCAACUUUAUUCCAGUGGUGGGUACAGUGGUAUUCAUUAUACUCCAAGGCAAGCGAGCUGGCCCAACUGCGCAUACCCGGUAUUUCCAACUCAAAGAAUGGUCUCAGCGGCAACGACAAAUCCACAUUGAAGAACACCGAGGCGGCUACACCUCAUUUGGAGUGGCCUCGUUUCUGCUGGAAAUGAUUCCCUUUGCCAAUCUGGUAUUUGCGUUUACCAACACGGUUGGUGCGGCGCUUUGGGCGGCUGAUCUAGAAAGGAAUGCAAGUCCGCCGCAGGAUGUGCGAGAUGCGUCGAAGAAGGCAAUGUGAGCAGAGUGGUUGAAAGGAGAAAAGAGAAGAGUAUACCCACACUCACACCCACACCCACAUCACCGAUGGUAUGGUUCGAGGAUCAAGACCUGCUUUGUACUACCUCGUGGCAAAUGUGCAGUAAUGAUGACGAUGGAAGGGGUAUCACAGGGCUUACUAUGGGCGCGAGAACAAGUGGGUUAACAAGAACUCAAACUAGAUAAGCAUCCAUGUUCUAUAUCGAUCUGUCCCUUGGUAAGAUGUGACGUUCUUGACCUGUGAUUGACAGUUUGAAUUCCAGAAGUGAUUCC
This is a messenger RNA of Exophiala mesophila, 1257 nucleotides long. RefSeq lists its product as uncharacterized. The transcript is spliced from 2 exons. The record is from RefSeq and is a predicted model, not a curated record. Gene Ontology annotation, cellular component: prospore membrane; lipid droplet; ascospore wall. NCBI's taxonomy places the organism in Eukaryota, Fungi, Ascomycota, Eurotiomycetes, Chaetothyriales, Herpotrichiellaceae. Bases 137 to 967 code for a protein of 276 amino acids.